This is a messenger RNA of Malus domestica (apple), 868 nucleotides long. NCBI's taxonomy places the organism in Eukaryota, Viridiplantae, Streptophyta, Magnoliopsida, Rosales, Rosaceae. The record is from RefSeq and is a predicted model, not a curated record.
UGCCCCACACUAAGAUACUGCAUUAUGGGUUCACCUUUUUCCUCAUUCUUUUAAUCCUCUCUUUCAGUUAUAUAUAAAUCUCUCUUUUUAGAAUCAAAAGGCCAGGCAGCAAAUAUCAGGCAGCUGCCCUCUCUGUCAUGGAGAAGUCUAGCGAUUCAUCUCUGCUCAAAGCUGUUCCUUCAAAAGAAACCACAUACUCAUGCACUGAGGAGGAGAGUGGUUGGACUGCUUACUUUGAAGACUUCUCAAACAACAAUAAUAACAGAAGAGAAGAAGAAGGAGGAGGAGGACGAGGAGGAGCUCAAAGUUUUGGCUGCACCUCUUCUUUGGUUUCUGAUGCUGCUUCUGGUGCUGCAUGGAAAUUAGUUUCCCACAACAAUCAAAACCAUGCAGGCUCUAUUGGGGUCCCACCCAAUAACAUUUCCAAGAAAUUAAGCUUCAAGAAAACAAGAACCAAAAAGAUUUCUGGUGAUGAUUUGGAGGACACUGCUAGUUCUCCGGUUAAUAGUCCCAAGAUUGGUGAUUCGAGACCAGUUGGUAUAAACCCAGAUAGAGAUAGAUGAUCUUCUUACGAGUAUGAAUUCUUUGGGUAAGGAGGAGACUACUGUAGGACAUUUUGCAGAGAUGGAACAGGCAGAUGAUGAAAAAACUAGUGAUUGUACGGGCUUAAAGAAAAAAGGGUUGUGCUCCAUGUCCUUGUUGGUGAACUAUCUUGGUUAAUUUUACAUUUUUCAAAGAAGAAUCUCUAUUUCAACCUCUCUGCUAGUUGCAGAUGCUUUCUUUGUCUUCCAUAACUUACUGUGUAAAGGAAAUAUCUGUCCAUAUAGUGUAUAUAUAGUUCUUGUAAAAUAUGUGAUCAUUCCCUCUC